AUGUCGCAGGUUAUGUCUUUGCUGGGCAAUGACUGGCCAACAGAGGGCGAGUAUGAAAUUGUCAAGGGGAAGUCGUUUGAACAGCCGACCAGGAAUCCUUGGUUAGGACUUGAAUACAAAGGCAAGUUUCCACAUCAAUCUAUUACCGGUGUUCUAAGGUCGGCGACGGACGAGCCUGCUUACAAUGCAGAAAUAGAUUGUGAACAGGAAGGAGAAAGCCAUCGGUAUAAGGCGAAACCUUGUGGUACUGGCCAGCAUUUGUCGUACUUGCUAUUCUGGGAUCGAAAACGAAAGGUGUUCGUUCUGGAAAAACUUAUAUCAAGUUUCGAAAUGCAUCCAGCCGCCAUGCAGGAAAGUCACGGAGUGUCUUCGACUGCUGAGGACAAUGAGACAGAAAUGGAUCUAGACAGGGAACUGGAUGCCGUGUUUGCGGAUUUGGAUGAGGAGGAUGACGACGAAGAGGUUGAUCUGGCAGCGGACGACGAUGGUAGCAAGCCAGAUGCAGUUAGAGGAUAUGGUCGGAAGAGUUCUGUUGAGGAUUUCGCCAACAGCCAUAUGAGCUCAGCCAACUACGUCUCUGACGAGGAUGAGACGGAUGGGCUGAUAUCAACGAUGGAAACUCGACGAUCUGGUGGAGACGAUGUUACAGACAGCGAUUUUGAUUCGGAGCUAGAUGCGGCGUUUGAGGAAUUGCGUCAAGAAGAUGGCGAAUCCGGGGAGCUGACUGCGGCAAAUGAGGGAAAUCAUGAAUUGGAGGAUAUAUUGGAAAAUGCUUUGGAAGAUGUGUAUAAAGACUUGUGCGACUCCCAUUCAGAUGGUAGCGGUGAUAUGACUGAGGAUGAUCCAGCUGAUGAAGCCGAAGAAGAGGUGAACAAGCUUUCCGGCUUUCCGCAGGAUGAUAGUGGAGGAGAUCUUUUACAUGCUCGUUCACGAGGAGGUCCUAUUUCACUCAGUUCACUGGAAGAUGGAAGCGAAUCCAGUGGCUCAGGUUCUAGCAUUGACGACUAG
Messenger RNA from Spizellomyces punctatus DAOM BR117, 1008 nucleotides. RefSeq lists its product as uncharacterized. The transcript is spliced from 5 exons. Bases 1 to 1008 code for a protein of 335 amino acids. NCBI's taxonomy places the organism in Eukaryota, Fungi, Chytridiomycota, Chytridiomycetes, Spizellomycetales, Spizellomycetaceae. The record is from RefSeq and is a predicted model, not a curated record.